UGACAAUUUACGACAGUGACGCGAAUCAUCUUAACGCAAUCAUUUACGGCCCAUGGCAACCAGCUGGAGGCAGGACUUUUGUUUACUAGCCUGGGGGGCCAACAGUUACGGGCAAAAUGGACAGGGGCAUGAGGAGGACCAGUCAGUCCCACGGCUCUCGAACAAGGUUGCUCUGCAUGGAAAGACAGUCCAGGCUGUUUGCGGUGGCGGGGGACACUCAGUGGUUGUCACUGACGACGGAGAGGCGUUUGUGUGUGGGCAAAAUCACAGAGGCCAGCUUGGGCUCGGCCACACUGUCAGCUGCUCAACACUUCAGCACUGCUCAGGCCUGAAUCAGCGGGUCACAAAUGUUGCCUGUGGCUGGGAUUUUACUCUUCUUCUUACUGAUUGUGGCAACGUGUUAGCGUGUGGCUCCAACGUGUUUGGACAGCUGGGUAUUGAUCAGAUGACUUCACACUCUGCAGAACUGGUGCUCGUUGAGGGUCUGAAGGAGCGUGUGAUGAACGUGGCAGCUGGCCUCCGGCAUGCUCUUGCAAUCACAGACUCGGGAUGCGUCUACCAGUGGGGGACAGGUCUCCGUAGCCUUGCCAAGAGAGCUUUGAAUCCAGACCCUGUUCCAUCACACCUCAACUCCAAGGUUCCUUCUCUUGUGCCAGGUCUGGAUCAGAAGAUGGCUCGUGUUGUCACUGCGGGCUCAGCACAUUGCGUAUGCCUUACAGGAGAUGGUGAUUUAUUUCUGUGGGGAAGCAACAAGCACAACCAGCUGACAGCCACCGAGCCCUUCUUGUCCACUCCUGCUCUGCUCAAGCGCUCACUCCUAAAUGGAGAGAAAGUUGUAAAAGUAUGGAGCGGUUGGACUCAUAUUAUUGCCCAAACAGAGACUGGGAGAGUAUUCACUUGGGGAAGAGGGAAUUAUGGACAACUGGGCCGACUUCUGCCAAAUGGCCCGAAUUCUAAGCAUCAAUCAACAGACAGUGGCAGGCAGACUUUCCUGCCUGCCGAGGUGAAUGUCCUCUGUGGAGCAACACAGAUUGCAUGUGGAUCUGAACAUAACCUCGCUAUUGUAGGGGAGCGCCUCCUUUCCUGGGGCUGGAAUGAACACGGAAUGUGCGGCGACGGUUCGCUGGCAGACGUCUUUCAGCCGCAACUCGUUCCCGGCCUCAGACCUCUUGUCAUUGGCUGCGGGGCUGGACACUCAAUGGCGGUGUGCGUCAGGAAUGCGAGCGAAGACAAGUGAUAAACUCUGCACGCACGCCACUUACACUGGAGCCAUCAUGCCACUCAGAUUUAGAUCUCAAUUCCUGUUAUGGAAUUGAUUUAUGAAUGAAAACUCAUCUGAGUGAUGAGAGUGGUCAACAGCAUUUUUUUGUUUUGUUUAGUUUUUCAGUUAGACCUAUAAAAGCUUGCACAACACAAAUUAGGCUUGACACCAUAGGUGUCAAACUCGGCUCAUCAGCAAGCGCUGCAGGAGCUUGAUGACAAACCCGAUCAUUUGAAUCAGGUGUGUUGCAGCAGCAAGAUCAGGAUUUCGGAGCGGAUCACCGUUAGCAACAUUUUAAAAAAAAAAAACUAUAACACCUACGACCAGGAAAUGACCCAACCAUUCCAAUAUAUCGCUGCCGUUGGACCUCAGAAGGCAC
Hippocampus zosterae (dwarf seahorse) is the source of this 1640-nucleotide messenger RNA. It is a transcript of the gene sergef, whose product is annotated as secretion regulating guanine nucleotide exchange factor. The transcript has 11 exons. The record is from RefSeq and is a predicted model, not a curated record. The coding region runs from base 53 to 1237 and encodes 394 amino acids. Lineage: Eukaryota; Metazoa; Chordata; Actinopteri; Syngnathiformes; Syngnathidae.